CCUGCGCGGGACAUCUCUCACAUUUGGGAUUUAAGGAUCUGAUAUUUUUGCAAAGACAUUGUCUUCUCUUGUGAUUUUUUUCCCUCUCUUUCUUCAUCGUCUCCGCUUCUUAAAAAAUCAACAUGUGUACAGGCGGUUGCUCCAAGGUGAUCGGCAUCACUCUGUAUGUCCUGGCCGCCGUGUCGAUCAUAUGCAACAUCAUUCUGUUCUUCCCCGACUGGUCCACUAAGUAUGCAGAUCACAUUACGGAGGAGGUCAAAUACAUGGGAGGAUUCAUCGGUGGUGGGAUAAUGGUGCUCAUCCCUGCCAUCCACAUUCAUCUGACCAGCGCCAAGGGCUGUUGCAACAACCGCUGUGGGAUGUUCCUGUCCAUCGGGUUUGCGGCGGCCGGAGUAAUGGGGGCUGUGUACAGUUUGAGCGCCGCCUCCCUCGGCGUGGUCAACGGGCCGACCUGCUUGUGGAAAAACUCGACCAGCGGCACCGAUGAGUGGGGAACACCUUUCCUGGGCCUAAACGCGAGCUACCUGGAAAACAAGGAAUGGUGGAGCAAGUGCAUCAAGCCAGCGGGCGUGGUGGAGUUCAACCUCACGCUAUUCUCCAUUCUGAUUGUCACCGCGGGCGUCAGCAUGGUGCUCUGCCUGAUCCAGAUGGUCAACGGAUUGUUUGGGUGUCUCUGUGGCACCUGCUCUGGCAAAGAGUAAGCACGACUUCAAUGCAUAGAGGAAAAAUAGGCGAACAACGUUCAAGGCACCGACUGCAUCAUCGUUAUCAUUAUCAUCACCAUAUUUAUUGUGACCAAUAACUGUUAUAUUUUUUCCACAUCCUCAUUCUUGUAACAUAUCAUAUAAUCACACGUAGUGUAAGCAGUUAUCUUACUGAUUAAAGCGGAAUAAGAUAUAUAGUUUGCCUUAUAGUGACGAUAGUAGAUUAGAAAGAAGACGAUUUUGUCACUAUUUACAAUUGUUCCUGUAAAUAAUUGUACCUGCUGGCAAAUGCAUCCUACUUACACCACUUAAUAAACGAAUGAAUAUAAAAGAAAGUUGUACACAAAGCCGCCUGACUGAGCCUUAUUAAUAAGAAGAAAUGGGUCAUUAACACAUUUUGUAAUUACAUUUUGUAAUAUUUUGUCAUAAUGUGAUUAUGUGAAUGAUAUGGCUAUGAAGUCAAGAUAUAGCAAAAUCGGAUUUCAGUGUGAACAGCAAUAAAUUAUUGUGAAUGUACUCAUUCAAUGUAUGUCAUGCUAUGGGCCCUAUGUCUUGCCAUUUUUUGUAAUAAAAUAA
Molecule: messenger RNA, 1280 nt
Organism: Gadus chalcogrammus (walleye pollock)
Lineage: Eukaryota; Metazoa; Chordata; Actinopteri; Gadiformes; Gadidae
Product: transmembrane 4 L6 family member 4-like
Exons: 5
Coding region: 123-701 (192 amino acids)
Cellular component (GO): membrane
Source: RefSeq, a predicted model, not a curated record